Messenger RNA from Octopus sinensis (East Asian common octopus), 3131 nucleotides. RefSeq lists its product as uncharacterized. The coding region runs from base 449 to 2374 and encodes 641 amino acids. NCBI's taxonomy places the organism in Eukaryota, Metazoa, Mollusca, Cephalopoda, Octopoda, Octopodidae. The transcript has 3 exons. The record is from RefSeq and is a predicted model, not a curated record.
GUGGGAGAUUUUUAAAGUGUGAGCGAGAGAGUUGAGUGUAAGUGAUGAGGCCAAGAGGAGGGGAAGGAAACGCAGAUUUGCUUCUACGACUACAAGUGGAAGGUUUUUGGAUAUAAAUACAGAACAUGUAGCAACUGUAUCUUCUCUCUCUCUCUCUCCCUUGUAACAAGCGAUAAAUAGCAAGUGUCAACUGAUUAAAGUUUCAAACAGAAUAGUAACAUCAAAUUUAGAAGGGCCUGAAUAGAUCAUAGGUGAUGCUAACCACAACACAUCCCUGAUAAAAUUUAAGACAAAGGUGCAUCAUUGAGACUUUUGAAGUAUCCAACAUAUGAUCAAAUCAAGUUAUCCAAAUGAAGUCAAGAAUUGGAUAGGCAGACCAGUUACCAGUAUUUCACCCUUCUGAUGUCAGCCGGGAGAAAAGGGAAUUUUGCCAUGUAUUGAAAUCAUCAUGUUUUCUGGCAAAUAUUGUUGUUUUAUUUUUCGCCAAAGGCGAAAACAUGAGAAGGUCUUAUCUGUGUGCCUUUUUAUCUCCAUUAUCCUAUUGGUUUCAAAACUAAUCACACAGGAAGUCUAUAGCACCCAAAAAAGACAGAUUUCAGGUGAGACUCAGAGCUGUAUUCAUCCCCAGCUUGAUCCAAAUCUUCCUGAAAUUAUAAAGUUUUUCAAGAAACUUCCUGAAAUAAAAUGCAAUGAGGAAGAAGAUUGGAUAUUUGUUAAAGAAGGUGUCCUUCUAAAGUCACCAAAAAUAAAUUCGAAAUAUGGUAACUUUGAGUGUGAUUAUAUUCCAAUAAUACGUGGUGCUGAUGAUUUUUCAAUUAGUGAUGGACCUGUAAUUAAAAAUAUACAGAAUGGCACUUUAAUAAAUUCAGAUUUCUUUCGCAUAUCAUGUAAAAGUAAAAAGGGUGUUCAUUAUGACAAUGUUCACUGCGCAAUAGCCAAACAGGAACAGACCUUGAAGAGAUCAGAAAAAAUUCAGGCUCCCAAAAAUAUGCCUAAAUUAAGUGUGAUAAUGUUUGGAAUUGAUUCUGUCUCUCACAUGACAUGGUUACGCAUGUUACCAAAGUCACAUAAGUAUUUUACUAAACUUGGUGGACUUGUCCUGAAUGGAUAUAACAUUGUUGGUGAUGGCACCCCUCAAGCACUUCUUCCUAUUUUGACGGGGCAAACUGAAUGGGAGUUACCUGAAGCUCGUAGGGGUCAUAAAAACGCAAGUGUUGUUGAUGGCCACCCAUGGAUUUGGAAAAAUUUCAGAGAUGCUGGUUAUGUCACACAGUACGGAGAAGAUAGCCCCAACAUAGGAACUUUUACAUACCGUAUGUUGGGAUUUAAAAAGCAGCCUGUUGAUCAUUAUAUGCGAACAUAUCACAUGGAGGCUGAAAAGCACUAUUCUAAAAACAAAGCUUACUGUUUAGGUUCUGAAAAACGUGAUAAUAUUUUUUUAAACUGGAUUAGACAUUUUGUUGAGAUGUAUAACACCAAACCAAAAUUUUCCUUUUUGUUUUACUCAGAGUGUAGCCAUGGAGAUAACAAUCUGAUUCAACAUGUUGACAAUGAUCUAUUUGCUUUCCUGACUUACAUGAAAACAUCGGGUCAUCUGGAUCAUACUAUUUUAAUCUUGAUGGCUGAUCAUGGAGCUAGGUUUCAAAAUGUUAGGGAAACAGUUCAGGGAAAACUUGAAGAACGCAUGCCCUAUUUUAGUUUUCUUUUUCCACAAUGGUUUGCAACCAAAUAUCCUGAUGCCUAUAAAAAUUUUGAAACAAACACACAUCGACUUACUACACCAUUUGAUAUUCAUGAAACAUUCAUGCAUCUCUUUAACUUCACUGAUUUUAAACCUGGUUCUACAGCAUCUCGAGGAAUAAGUCUUUUUAAAGAAAUUCCAAAGAAACGUUCUUGUCAGGAUGCUGACAUUGAACCACAUUGGUGUGCCUGUCUCCACUGGGAUCCUGUUUCCCUUGAUGAUGAGAGAAUUAAAAAAUCUGCAAUGGAAGCUGUACGGUUUAUAAAUUCAUUAACAAGUAAGUUUCGUUCAGAAUGCAGAGAAUUAAAACUUUUUGACAUUAAGCAGGCUUUCAGAUUUCGUGCCACUGAACAAUUGCUCAAAUUCAAACGAAGUAGUGACAAUGAUGGACGAUUUGCUGACCUUUCUGACAAAAUGGUUGAAAAGGAAUACCUUAUACAAGUAACAUUUCAUGUAACACCUGGUAAUGGUUUGUUUGAAGUCACCUUAAAACAUAACGUAGCCUUGGAUACGUAUAUAGUGAAAAGCGGGGAAAUAAGUCGAAUAAAUAAAUACGGCUCUGCACCCAACUGUAUCGCCAGCCGUUAUCCAAAUCUUCGUCAAUAUUGCUACUGUGUUAAACAAACAAAUUAACAUUUGGUGAUUAACACUAUGUAUUACCAAUUCCAUGAUUAUAAUGGUAGCUGUUAUAUUAUUUCUUGUAUUUGUUGCUGUUUAAAUUGCAAAUUACAUUUGAUUUCAUUUUUGUUUAAGAAACCUUCAAAACCUGAUUUAUCAUAUACAAAACUGGCGCUAGCAUGCUUUCAUUGGUCACCUAACGGUUUCAACUGUUCACCUAAUCAAUUCUGCUUCAGCUUUAUGUUCACCCACAUGUAGAAGAUAAAUUUCUAAAAUAAUAUUAAGGUAACAAAUGUUAAAGAUCAAGGUAUUUAUCUAACAAGUCCCUCCUACCUCCACUAGAAAAAAAACUGUUUUUCAUCAUGUGAAAUCAUACUUUGGCAACUUAGUCCCAAACAUUAAAAAAAAAUGGGAUUCUUCAUCAAAUUUUCUGAAUCCUCAAAACUUGGCAUGACAGCCCUCUAUAAAAUCAUAUCUUGAUCCAUUCAUAGACCCAAAAAUAUCGUUUAAAACAUUUAAAUUAUUUAUUAUCUUCGAUCUCAAUUUGCGUUUAUUUUAAGCUUUCUUAUAAAUAUUUUUUUUAAGAGCAGGUCAAUACAUUGAUCUUUUCAACAUUUGUUAACCUUGUAAUUUAUGGUUUUUUUUUAAAGUUUGAAUUUUCUCAACAUGAAAUUUUUAUUUUUAGAGUUUUUUGGGGUUUUUUUCUAAAGCAACAGAAGGUUAUAAAAAGGAAAGAUUUUUAAGGUGGAAAGCAACGUUGUUGAAUGAGGUG